CUUUUAUAUUUUUUAGAAUCGUGGAACGGCUGAUGUGGGCUCUACGGCCUUUACGGCGCCUUCUCGUAGCGGUCCCGUAGAAGAGACCCCGUGUGCACCCCGAUGUUUGGCGCCCCGUGUACGAGAAAGCGACGAGCAAUGUCUCCUACGAGGACCCCGGCACUGUUCGCAGUGCUGAUUCCGGCCGUGCUUCACGUAGCAUCCGCUUUCUACCUCCCCGGCCUUGCCCCCGUCAACUACUGCAAGCCAGGCUCGACAACCAAGCAGUGCCAAACAAGGAUCGACCUGUUUGUGAACAGGCUAGACUCCGAUGAGUCCGUCAUCCCGUACGAGUACCAACAUUUCGACUUCUGCACGACCAAUGGGACGACAUCGCCAGCAGAGAACCUUGGCCAGGUGGUGUUUGGCGAGAGAAUUCGGCUCUCACCUUAUCAGAUCGACUUCAUGGUGAACAAGUCCUGUGCCAAGCUGUGCACGCGCCAGUACGGUCCCAACAUCCCCGGUUCGGCGGCGCGCCUGGACCAGUUGCGCAAGGGCAUGAUGAAGCAGUACCGGCACCACUGGAUCGUGGACAACAUGCCGGUCACCUGGUGCUACCUGAUUGACACCGACAAGCAGUACUGCUCCAUGGGAUUCCCCAUGGGCUGCUUCACCUACCGCAACAGCCAGCCUCGGGGCCUGUGCAGCGUCACGUCCGAGUUCUCCAAGCCGGAGACGUUCUACCUGUUCAACCACGUGGACCUGACCAUCUCGUACCACAAGAGCGAGAAGGAGUCCUGGGGAAGCUCCUUCAUCGAGGAAGGAGGGCGCAUCAUCUCCGUCAAGGUGCAACCUCGGAGCAUCAACCACAAGGACCACGAGAGGCCGACGUGUGACACGGGUGAGCACCUGACGCUUGGCCUCAAGGACAAUGGCCCUCUGACCGUCACGUACACCUACAGUGUCACCUUUGUGAGGAACGACCAAGUGCGCUGGUCAUCCAGGUGGGACUACAUCCUCGAGUCUCUGCCACAGACCAACAUCCAAUGGUUCAGCAUCAUGAACAGCCUGAUCAUAGUGCUUUUCCUGACCGGUAUGGUGGCCAUGAUCCUGCUCCGAACACUUCACAAGGACAUUGCCCGCUACAACCAGAUGGACUCUGGGGACGAUGCCCAGGAGGAGUUUGGGUGGAAGUUGGUGCACGGCGACGUCUUCCGCACUCCCCGCAAGGGCAUGCUGCUCUCGGUGUUCCUCGGCAGCGGCACGCAGAUCUUCUUCAUGACCUUCAUUACCCUGCUGUUUGCCUGUCUGGGCUUUCUGUCGCCGGCCAACCGUGGGGCUCUGAUGACCUGUGCCAUGGUCCUUUUCGUGUGCCUUGGAACACCAGCUGGAUAUGUCUCGGCUAGGAUCUACAAGUCCUUUGGCGGGGAGCAGUGGAAGCUGAAUGUGCUGCUGACGGCGCUCGUGUGCCCGGGCAUCGUGUUCAGCUUGUUCUUCGUCUUGAACCUGUUGCUGUGGGCCAAGGAGAGCUCGGCUGCCGUGCCCUUCACCACGCUGCUCGCGCUGCUGGCUCUCUGGUUCGGCAUCUCACUCCCGCUCACCUUCGUGGGUGCCUACUUCGGCUUCAAGCGCAGGGUGCUGGAGAACCCCGUGCGGACCAAUCAGAUUCCCCGACAGAUCCCCGAGCAGUCCCUGUACACCCAAGUGGUUCCAGCAAUCUUCAUGGGCGGGAUCCUGCCCUUUGGAUGCAUUUUCAUCCAGCUCUUCUUCAUCCUCAACUCUAUCUGGUCUAGCCAGAUGUACUACAUGUUUGGAUUCCUGUUCCUGGUGUUCAUCAUCCUGAUCAUCACCUGCUCGGAGACGACCAUACUGCUCUGCUACUUCCACCUCUGCUCUGAGGACUACCACUGGUGGUGGCGGUCGUUCCUGACCAGUGGCUGCACAGCGUUCUACCUGUUUGUCUACUGCAUCCACUACUUCACGCGCCUCAGCAUCACGGGCGUGGCCUCGACCUUCCUCUAUUUUGGAUACACCCUCAUCAUCGUGUUCCUCUUCUUCCUGCUCACCGGCACUGUGGGGUUCUUCUCCUGCUUCUGGUUUGUGCGCAAGAUCUACAGUGUCGUCAAGGUCGACUGAGCAGCGGUGGGCGGAGACAUCCUUCGCACGUCGUCAGUGUUGGAAUGGUUGUCGUGUCUGGCCAAGCGCCCUUGCAUGGGACGCGCUAUGAGACAAAAAAAAAACAGAGAGAGACUUUAAGUUUGUGGCGGCAGCUUGCUGCAGUACGUCUGCCCGUCGUCUUGUGAGGACGGGCGGUGCGGACGACAACUCUUGUGGGAGUCGCCUCCAGUGUGGCAACGGCCAAAACUGUCUUGCCAAGCCCGUCACGUUGCACCUUGACUUGGCAGGUGUCGUGCCCGAGGAAUGAACCGCCGAAAGGAGACACCAUUGCCCCUGCGGAGCCACUGUCGCACCUGCGCGGGCCUGGCAUUCUUCAUCUUGUAGUCUUUCUUGUUCGUUCUUGUUGCUUUGCAGUAGUACCGAGAAGUGUGUUUUUUUACUAUAUCUGUUUUGUUUUCCGUAGCAUGCAAUGCCCCACCUUGCUGCCUCUUUAAACAUUGUGUUACACUGUUGUGUUGCAAAUUUGUUUCGUUUUAUCCCAGCCUUAGUUCUGAGUAGGGUUCUGGGCACCCAGGCUGCGGAGUUAAAGAAUGAAAAAAAAAAAAAAAAGACACCACUGGUGUCACCUCAUCCGAGCCACGGCAUUGGUGAGAUUCGCUGGCCUGGCGGAACCUAUUUCUAAAAAUUUUACUUUGUUGCCGUAGCACCUUAGUCUGCACACAUUCGUUAUUGCGUGCCGUGGGAACAUGAGGAAAAGGUAUGUGUGUGUGUGUUUAUCUGUGUGCUUGGUGUGAAUGCAAGUUUUGGCAUGAACAUAUUUUUUCUUGAUGCACAGCAUGGACACUCUUGCCACAGUCCCAGUUAGGUGAUGGCAAAAAUCAAUUCCAUGACUGCUUUCAGCGCAGCUUAGGCAGAACGUAUUAAUGAGGAAGAUGGAAAGGUAGAACUGUGUUGAAAGCAUCAGAUUCAGAAUUCUGACUGUUUUAAACUGGCACCUUAUAAAAGCUUUUGCAUAUCGAUGAAAAAUGUUGGCACCUCUUGUCAAGCCGUUGUCACCGGUUUGCUUGAACUGUUAUACGAGUAGGACUGGGACAGGGCCAUUGACUCGAUUCACGCCUUUAAAUUCAUGUUCAAAUGUUGUGUCCAAUCCGUGACACUGCAAGGAAAAUUGAAGCAAUGGUAGCUAGGCACUGGUGCUAGUGGCACUGUAAAUUUGUUCUCUUUAUAGCCAAGAAUGAGCAUGUUUUCUAACGUAUGUGUUAUGAGAGUGUGAAGAACCAUAAUAUUUUAAACGAUCGAGAAAUGGCCCACCUUGUCAACCAAUCCCGUCACAUUACAGUAGUCUGUGGCACUGGCGUUUUGCAAGCUCCGUAGGCAAUUGUAUUCUGCGGUGAAAAUUGUAGGAUUCUGUUUUUUUUUUAUGUUUUGAGAGAUGUCUCGUGCACCAAAGCUGUAAAAUGUGAAGAUUUUUUUCGUUGUAUAUUCCUUGCAGCGCUCGAUGCUUCUACAUUGACCCGUAUCAGUUGUGCUUUACAUGGCAUGUUCGGAGUAUUCUAGCUGGCAAAAAGCGUAGCAUUGUAGUGUACAGUUGUGUUCCCCGUAAUGUUUGUGAUAAAUUGUGAUGUUUCCGUUUUUCUUUUUGCUUCUAAUGGUUGUUGUGAGCAUGUCCACUAGUUUGGGGUGUGUUAAAACUCUGCCCCAUCACGUGCACUUCUUUUUUUAGGAUAAAUAUAAAGAUAUUCUGGCAAUCAUUUGCUGUGAGAUCGUUGUAGCAUGCCGCGUGUUCAGCUCUGCCACGCGCUCAUCGUAUUUUCGGCGCAGCUGUCUGCACGGGAUGCCCCAUUAACACGCUGCUGUUGAAAUUCAUGACCACCAAAACUAAUCGAAAUCUUCGUUUCAUAAUAGUACAAAGGAAUGAGCUCUCAAGAAUUUACUUGGUUGUAAAUCGCCGAAGUACUUUUGAGUUGUGAAAUUUUGCUUCAGCCUGCAUGCAAUACGUAUUUACCUUGCCCACAGAAAUGCAACACCAUGAAUCUAACCAAACCGGUCAGUUGGACCUUGUGCAGUGCUGUGAUUGAGACGCAGUGUUCGCGUGAAGCUCUACAGCUCCCAUAAUUUGCUUCCUAAAACUGAUCUUUGGGUAGAGCAGGAUUCUUAUGUUGUUUUAUAUUUUUGUCUUUUUGUAUUUACAUGCAAUUGUGGUUGGUUAUUCUUAGGGCCACUGUAUGAUCAUAGUCAAGUAAUGCAAUCCUUAUGUGGUGUGUGAAGCAACCGAGCUUUUUUUUUUUUGUCUUUGUGGGCUUAGCUGUAGCAUGCUUGGAAAACACUGCAUACGCUGUGCAAGAUAAGCUACUGAAGAAGCGUGUAUUAAAUUUAUUAUGUUGCUCA
Molecule: messenger RNA, 4485 nt
Organism: Rhipicephalus sanguineus (brown dog tick)
Lineage: Eukaryota; Metazoa; Arthropoda; Arachnida; Ixodida; Ixodidae
Product: transmembrane 9 superfamily member 2
Exons: 16
Coding region: 103-2115 (670 amino acids)
Biological process (GO): protein localization to membrane
Cellular component (GO): membrane
Source: RefSeq, a predicted model, not a curated record